UCAGUCACUUUCGAGCCUAUUUGUAGGGGCGGAAGUUCACACUGGUCACCAAUCAUGAAUCAUUAUUAGCCCUGAAGAAAUCUAAGGAUUACUUGGGCAUGAUCGGGAGAUGGGCAACGGUGGUACAGAGCAUGGACUUUGACAUUUGUGAUCGGGAGCAUGAGAGGCACGGGAAUGCUGACGGGUUGACACGACUACACCGACCCGAGAAGGUCCUCAAGAGCGAGGAGGUGAUUCCGUGGAACGAGCCGAAGAAGGAGAACGGACCACUGUACGGACAAGUGGAAAUUUUGUCGAAGGAUGACGAGAGCCCGGCUCCGCACGUCCUUACACGGAAUUUGGCACUGUAUCUCCAGUGGACUGCGUGCUUGGAGGAACCGGGGAGUGAAAGCGCCUUGCCAUCGUGGCAGGAGUACUUGAAGCCAACCGAAAUCAUCAAUCUCGCCUUCUAUCCGAAGCAAGAUUCAUCCGAGGAGGCAGGAGAAGAAGAAGAGGACGAUGCCGAAGAAGAAACGCCGGAGGAAGGAAGUUAUAGCGAGUACAGUGAAGGGGAGCAGAGUGUAGAGGAAGAAGAGGAAGAAGAGGAAGAAGAAGAAGAAGAAAACGAUGAAGAGGAGGAAGCCGGAUCGGAGUGGGAGGCCUUGACGGAAGAAUCGGCGCGCACAGGCACGGAGGCGGAAGAUCUUGAGGCGGCACGUAGAAGAGAAGAGAUCACCGCCGGGAAAAGCUAGUUGAAGUUCGUCAGCGAGGCGAACCCGCGCAUCGACGACGACCCGACCAGAGAUUCAGAGCCCCCCGAGCCCG
Molecule: messenger RNA, 804 nt
Organism: Chara braunii
Lineage: Eukaryota; Viridiplantae; Streptophyta; Charophyceae; Charales; Characeae
Source: the annotation of a GenBank genome assembly